UGUCCAGAGGUGAAUCGAGGGCGGACGCUGAGCGUGGACAAUGAACUCACUGCCUCUCUUGCUUCUGGUGGUCUUUGUAUUAGGCUACUCAGGUAAUGAACGUAAACCCUUAAACUCCCAAGAUCUAAUUGUUAAUUCUCCCGUUUAGAUGUUGCAAAUUUCCUAAUGAAUUAGUAACGAGAGUUUGGUGUUAGAUCAAGAUAACUUCUAUCUGAUAAGUUUGAGUAUUUUCAUAAGAUGUGUGUUAGAUAAUUUAUGUAUAUUAUAGGGAGAAGUAGCAUGUUAAUCACGUUAAGGCCUCAAAAGGUUAAGUAUCUGUUGAGUGAUAACUUUGCUUUAGCUGAAUUAAAGAACCUUUUUCCACUAAAUUUUUUGAUGAAAAUUCACUACGAUUUCCAAAUGAGAACGGCGUCAUAAAACAAGGCCAACAAGUUAAGUGUAAAUAGAAAAAAUAUGUAUAUUCCUAGCGUGAUCAUAUUGUAUUUUCAGGCGUUAACGGUAGAUUACUGCGUUAUGGAGAACAAGUAUCAAACCACAAUGAAACAGGUGAACUUUAGCAGAUGCCUAAUUAGACUUGUGGCUACUUUUGAGAUAACGUAACUGAUAUUAAGUUCGAUAGGAACAUAAUGAUGAUGUGAUAUAAAUACAUCUCGUUUGCUAAGCAGAACAAAAUCACUGAAAGUAAAGCGGAGUGGCUGGGUUCUGUUUGUUGUAAACCAUAAGCUUGACACCCAUUGUGCCAUAUUUUGAUCUCGAAGGAAAGGAAGCCGUUUAUUUGAGUUAGAACUUGAUCUUAUGAAUGACAAUCUACUAGACCUUAAAUGAUUUCCAUCAAAAAGGAAAAAUGUUGGAAAGUUCUUAUAACAAAAAUAGCGCUUUCGGGAGGGAACUGGGGAGGCAAUAAGACUUUUUUGCUUUAAAUCUGAUGAAAAACAGGCGUGUGACUUGACCUGAAGUAGUUUAAGUAUUCCUUAUCAAAGAGUCCCAUAUAUAAAAAAUUUAACCGGGGUCUCAAGUUACAUAAAACUACCAUUUUUGAAUUACAGCAUUUUUAGAACAGAUCUGCCCAAAGCCUAAUAGCAGGGAUCGAAAGUAUGUUCGAAUCAAGACCUUCAAUAACAAGUACGUGUGGGCUUACCCCACACAUAAAGGUGAUACGUCAUACCUGCGUACGCGCUGUUGCGGUGCAAAAGACGCAGUUGGACGAAAAGAUAUAACCAUACCUGGAACAAAAACAACAUUCAUUAUUCACUGCCUUAGAGCCAACAAUGAAAAUGUAUUCAGAUUUGAGAUUCUCUCCAGCUCCAAAAAUCCAUCUGGCUAUUACUUCGAUGCAGAUCCAGUUUACUCUCAGUACGGCGUGUACGCCAACAAGCUGACGAGAGUCAGUACCAAAGACCGGUACAGAUUCAAUUUUAUUAUAUCUCGCAAGAGGGGCCCUGUGAUUGGCAUCCGAACUCAAGGAAAAGCAGGUGAAAGGUAUGAAAGUAUGAGGAGUAACUGGUUGAAGUUUCAUGAUGGCGGCCGUGGAAGUGUUACGGGAUAUAAGAACCUUUAUACUAGAAACUUCCCAAGCAUGGAGGACACAUUUACAUUGGAAGCAGGUAUUUGAGCAAAUUUUUAGCGCUAAGUGAUACGGGAACCUUCACACCAACACGAAAAUAUUAGAAUAAGAAAGACAAUGACUUGUUGAACUCAGUCGAGAGUUACGGGUGUAGAUCAAAGGAACUGUCCGAAUCCUUACAAGGAAUGGAACCCAGAUCUUCAGAUUUAUGCUCCUAUGCUUUACCACUGAGCUUCAGAGAACUAGAUGUUGAUCCAGAGCAUUCUUCACCUAAAUUUGUGACAAGCAUCCCACAUACAAUAUCUGUAUUUAUUUGCGGGUGGGGGGCGACACUGACUCGAACGAAAAGCACUCUGGUAUUGUGUGUUUUAACAAAACCAGGCGAAUGGAUACUGUACUUUGAAAAUCUUACUGGUAUAAAUUAUGAUUUUUACCCUUUUUAGUACCCAGCGGAUGCGUGACUCCUGGUGAGUAUGUAUUACAGAUGUCAGUUAUGGCCGCACCAUGGCAUACCAGUCAGGAGGACUGUGAGAGUAAACCAGAUAGAUGCUUUUGGUCGGAUGGGUGGGAUACACGAAGGCGCAAUAUGAUGACAGCCAUAUGCUACUACAGCAAAGGUAGGAAAAUUAUCAACUAAGAGCCAUCUUUAUAAAGGAGAGAAAUGAGAUGGGCUUGAAACCUUCAUCUUUAAGACUUGGUAAAAUUUACCCUUCUAUAUAAGUUGAACAUCACGCAGUUAUAACCAUCAUCAUUAGCGAAGCUCCUUUUGAGUUGUUAGCAUCGAAAGCCGAAUGCCGCUGUGCUUUACGUAAACACUGAAAGCUCAUUCAAGAGCUCUGAAAGCAGUUGAUAUUCUAAACUUGAAAAGUUCUCACAACAAACGCGUGCAUGUCAGGUUGACCACGCAGCAACUGCUUUGCUCAUUGUGUCAUUUUUCUUUGCUAGAUUCGGUGUGUUAUCAGUACAGGGGAGCAAAGAUAAAGUACCUGCGCUUGUCAGCUAAACAGUGUGAAGCUGAAAACCACUGCUACAAUUACAAGAACAACAAAUGUUACGAUGUACUUUAA
This is a messenger RNA of Pocillopora meandrina, 2631 nucleotides long. The record is from the annotation of a GenBank genome assembly. NCBI's taxonomy places the organism in Eukaryota, Metazoa, Cnidaria, Anthozoa, Scleractinia, Pocilloporidae.